ACGUGAUCAGGACGUGUUUUGGUCAUAUGAUGUGGUGCACUUUUCUGGUUCAGCUUGAUUUACGCUACAGAGUUUAAGGAAACGCGAACAGACAGUGAUAUAAGCAGCAGAGAGAGGAUCUAAACAAAACAAAGAAGGAAAGAGAACCGAAUUCUUUGUGCAUUUUCAUUUGGACAGUCCUGUGUGCUGUUAACUGUUUUCAGGCACAAAGAUGGCGGAGUUGUUGAAGCAGUAUCAUGAUAGAAUACGCACUGAGCUGGACAGAGUUGUGGAUUUCUGGCUGAAAUACUCUCAUGACGAGCAAUAUGGUGGGUUCUUUACCUGCAUUGGGAAAGAUGGGAAGAUCUACGAUGAGCUGAAGUAUGUGUGGUUGCAGGGCAGACAGGUGUGGAUGUACUGCAGGCUGUACCGCACCGUGCCGAGGUUUCGUCGGCCAGACAUCCUUCAAGCUGCCAAAUUAGGAGGUGAGUUUCUCCAGAGAUUUGCACGAGUGCAGACGUCGGACGGUCCUGGAAAGUGUGCGUUCUGCCUGACGAGGGACGGCCGAGCUGUAAAGGUUCAGAGGACUAUCUUCAGCGAGUGUUUCUACGUCAUGGCUACGGAUGAACUCUCAAGAGUCACAGGAGACAAAGCCAUGCAGUCCGACGCAGAGAGCAUGAUGGAUCAGUUGGUGCACUGGGUUCGAGUUGACUCGUCAGGUCUCGGUCGUCCUCAGCUUCCUGGGGAUCAUCCUGUUAACAGUAUGGCGGUUCCCAUGAUGCUCUUGUGCCUCGUGGAUCAGCUGACGGAGGGCAGGGCAGAGCUUGCAGAGAAAUAUGCAGAGUUGGGUAACUGGUGUGUGUCUCAGAUCCUGCAGCAUGUACAGAGAGAUGGAAAGGCCAUUCUUGAAAACGUGUCUCCGGAGGGAACGGAGCUGCCAGGCUGUCAGGGACGGCUGCAGAACCCAGGUCAUGCCUUGGAGGCUGGCUGGUUCCUGCUGCAGUACGCAAAGGCACGUGGCGACACUGAGCUGCAGAAUGUGGCUGUGCAGAAGUUCAUGGAGGUUCCCUUCCUCACAGGCUGGGACAAAGAACAUGGAGGACUCUUUUACUUCCUAGACGCUGAUGGACGCUGUCCCACACAGCUGGAGUGGAAUAUGAAGCUAUGGUGGCCUCACUGUGAAGCUCUCAUCUCUUAUCUAAUGGCCUACGAUCACUUCCGAGAUUCUGCAAUGCUGCAGAGAUUCACGCAGGUCUACGACUACACCUUCACACACUUUCCUGACAAAGAGCACGGCGAGUGGUUCGGAUACCUGAGUCAGAAGGGGAAAGUGGUGCUGGAUUUUAAAGGGGGACCUUUCAAAGGGUUCUUCCAUGUUCCUCGAUGUCUCUACAUGUGUGAGAAGAUGCUGGAUCAUCUGCUGGCGACACUCGAGUCCUAAACGAGUCCACGAUCUGAUGGAUGACAUUUUAUGCAUUUUUUCCCCCAAACCACUGUAAUGUUCACACUCUAGCUCGAUACAGAGCUUACCUUUACUGUAUACUGUAAAAGUGCCAAUGUGAUAUGUAGUAAAGUGAACAUUCCAUGCACACACUAAACCCUGUUUAUGAGCCAGAGGGAGGCUUAAAUUUCAUACGUGAGUUGUUUCCAGGACAAAAAAAACUUGAAGCAUGUUUAAUCAAAACUAUUAACACUAAACUCAAUUUUUUUCAGCUGGACAUUGCAAUGCUUCCAGAAUGAACCUAGGUUAAACAUUUAGCAUUAACUAAAAGAAAAACUCUAACUUUUGGAUUCACAUCCAGAAAAUUCUCAGCAGUUCUGUGGCCUAAUGCUGGCCUUUUGUACAUUGUACUGAUGAUCCAGAUCAGAGGUGGCGGUUGUUCUUUCAGCUGCUCUGUAUUCGGGGUCACCACAGCGGAUCAUCUGGCUUUAUAGGUUUUAUGCCAAAUGCCCUUCCUGACACAACCCUCCCAUUUUAUCCAGGCUUGGCACUGGCACUGAGAGUUACCUAUUCAGUGGCUGGGUUAGCUCCCUGCCUGGGAAUCGAUCCUGGGCUACGGCCAUGCAAUCGCAGGAUCCUGCCGCUGGUCCACCAAAAGGCAAUAAUCCAAAUCAGAGGUAUUCAAGUAAAUUUAGUAAAUUUCCAAAUACAAGAUUUUCCUUGCUUAUAACCAGCUAAUAUGCCUGAAUGGUGGCGAUUAUUCCCAUUUAACGCGUAACCGCUGAUUAGCUUACAUCUUUGCCAUUUUGUUAAAUUGCUACUCAAACCAGAGAGACUAAAUAAAAAUCUCACAAGAUAUUUAGAAUUUGUUCAAUUUGUGCAUUAGAUUUUUAUUAAUUUUUGAAAGAGGAUCUGAUAAACAAGCCAUGCUGGUUUACUGAACCAUGGCCAAGUUUUCAUAAGUUAACUAAAGAACAUCAUAUUGUCCAAAUUCAGAUGGUUGGUCUGUCAAGUGUACAGAACCAGAUUGUUCUUAACUGGAACCUUAAAAGAAACCUCUUGCCUACUGUACUGUAUAUCCUGCCCACUUUGUACACAUCCCUUAGCAUGCAGUUUAUUGCACACAUUAAAAAUGAUUUAUUUCACUGUGGCAAGUUUAGCACGCCAAAUAAACGCAGCCCGGAAUUUCAUGCAAGUUUCUGGCCUAAAGGUAAUAACAUUUCUGCCCUCUUGAAGUCUAGAGAUUUAAAAAAAAAAAAGAUUUUAACCAGGUACCUUAAAGCUUUUUCCAAGUCUUGUGUUUUACCAAUAUAUUUAGUUGUUGUUUUCGAAUAGGUCUCAACUUCUCAAGGAAAAAAGUUUCAUAUUCAUGAAUUAAAGGACAUAUUUCACCACAGA
Tachysurus fulvidraco (yellow catfish) is the source of this 2818-nucleotide messenger RNA. Its product is annotated as renin binding protein. The transcript has 11 exons. The record is from RefSeq and is a predicted model, not a curated record. Gene Ontology annotation, biological process: carbohydrate metabolic process; N-acetylmannosamine metabolic process; N-acetylglucosamine metabolic process. NCBI's taxonomy places the organism in Eukaryota, Metazoa, Chordata, Actinopteri, Siluriformes, Bagridae. Gene Ontology annotation, molecular function: peptidase inhibitor activity; N-acylglucosamine 2-epimerase activity. The coding region runs from base 212 to 1420 and encodes 402 amino acids.